AUGCACUCAUGUCCGCACGCAUGUCUGCACGAGGCAGCGUUAUACGGCAACACGCAACGCCUAACGGAGCUCAUUCUCGACGGAGCCGACAUUUCACAGACAUCGGGGCCUGGUCAAUUCCAAGUGAUUCACUUCACCGGACGGCCGGAGAGCGAAGCAGCCCUGAAAGCCCUGCUCGAUGCCGGAGCCGACGCUUCUGCAUCCUCCUACGACGAGACCACGCCUCUCCAUCUCGCGGCUGCCGAAGGUGGGGUUGAGCAGGUGCGGAUGCUCAUCGAGGCCGGCGCCAACGUCAACGCCCGCACCUAUGACGCCGAGAUCCCGUUGCAUAACGCGGCUAGGGCUGGAGACGAGGAGAUUGCGAAGCUGCUCAUCGCUGCUGGUGCGGAUAUUGCUGCUAGAGACUGCUAUGGCCAGUCGCCGUUGCAUCAUUCUGUUAGCCGCGGGCACCUCGGUGUGGUUCAGGUGCUUCUCGACGCAGGCGCCGACAUGAGCGCUCUCAAUAACAACGGAGACACGGCCGCUCUUCAAUCCCUCUCCGGUGCGCCGGCCUCGGUCAAACUUUUCAUAGAAAAGGGCGUCGACGUUUCUACCAAAGGUCAGAGCGGCGACACCCUGCUGCAUCGAGCGGCUGCGAGCUCGGCGGAGCUGAUAGGACUCUUGCUCGAGGCCGGCGCGGACCUCGAGGCGACUGAUGAUGAAGGAAAAACUCCGUUACACGCUGCAGCUGCGUGGGGCGAUGCCGAGUUUGUUCGGAUUCUGCUUGCGGCCGGGGCUGAUCUCAGUGCGACGACGAACGACGAACGACGGCGAGACUUGCGCUGCAUCUGA
Colletotrichum phormii is the source of this 831-nucleotide messenger RNA. RefSeq names its product ankyrin repeat-containing domain protein. The transcript has a single exon. The coding region runs from base 1 to 831 and encodes 276 amino acids. Gene Ontology annotation, molecular function: protein binding. The record is from RefSeq and is a predicted model, not a curated record. NCBI's taxonomy places the organism in Eukaryota, Fungi, Ascomycota, Sordariomycetes, Glomerellales, Glomerellaceae.